Trichosporon asahii var. asahii CBS 2479 is the source of this 582-nucleotide messenger RNA. RefSeq lists its product as uncharacterized. The transcript has 2 exons. The record is from RefSeq and is a predicted model, not a curated record. The coding region runs from base 1 to 582 and encodes 193 amino acids. NCBI's taxonomy places the organism in Eukaryota, Fungi, Basidiomycota, Tremellomycetes, Trichosporonales, Trichosporonaceae.
AUGCUGUGGCUGUUUGGAUUCCUCUCUGCGCUUCUCUGCGUGACUGCCAACGUCGGCGGGUUCGCAUACUGGCCCGUCCUGUCCCCGUCGCCCUCGAUCCCCUGGGUCGUGGGCGAGAAGAACAUUCUGGCGUGGAAGACGGCGGCGGGGCUGGGCAUCGAGACGUUCGACGUACAGCUGCACAACGUGGACAAGAAGGUGAUGGACGGGUUCAUCAAGCUUGCGCUGCGGGUCCCACACGCCGCGGCAGGCAAGUACGGCACAUACGGCGGCGAGCUCGAGGUGGACCUGACCGAGGACGUGCCGACGGGGGACAAGUUUGUCGUCAUCUUCACGGAAUCCAUGCACGGGCAGGUGUAUGCCAAGUCGGAGCCGUUCAGCAUCUUCAAGGCCGGCGAGCAGCCGGGCAACUACUCUAGCAAUCCCGACAAGGUGCCCGAGCCCAAGACCACUGCUACCCUCACCGAGGGCCCCGUCCCCACGCAGGAGUGGGCCAUUACUCUCAGCGGAAAGCCAAAGGUGUACUCGACCGAAAUGGACGCGGCGGAGAAGGCAAAGGAGACGGCGACUUCGCUCAUUUAG